AUAGGCGGAGUUGACCCUUUGACCCCAAGACUUCCAAGUUGUGUGUUUUUGGAAGCUGGUCGAAAAUGAGUCGUACUCUGCGAAAAGCUGUGGAGGCGGCCAAACAGAGGAAGGAGACUGAGCUAAACCUGCCUGAUGAAGGAGUGGCCAACCUUGAGGACGUCCCAGAGCUCUUCCAACUUGGAAACAUUACUCGUCUAGUGCUCAGUAACAAUCGCAUUGACAAGCUCCCCCCAGAGAUUGCUGAGCUGAGAAGCCUCGAAUAUCUCAACCUUUUCAACAACCAUCUAGAGGAACUACCCAGUACCAUAAGUGCUCUCCCUCGUCUCAGAGAACUAAACCUAGCGGUCAACCGACUUUGUGAGUUGCCUCGUGGUUUUGGCUCCUUCCCUGCCCUGGAGAUCCUGGACCUAACAUACAACAAUCUCACCAGCUCUUCCUUCUCUGCCAACUUUGCCUACCUUGGGGAGUGCCUCAGGGCCUUGUACAUGGGCGACAACGACCUGACUGAUUUCCCACCCAACAUCGAGAAGUUUGUCUUCCUUCAGAUUUUGGUCCUGAGGGACAAUGAUAUUCAGACUAUUCCUAAGGAUCUCCAUAGGUGCACUCGACUGGUGACGCUCCACCUUCAGGUCAAUCAGAUCAAUGUUCUCCCUCCAGAGAUCACUCGCCUGAACUUUACUGGAGAGGGGUGUUCUUUCUACAUCCAAGACAACCCCCUAAUCCACGCCAUUGAGGAUAAGCUGCAGGCUGCCAAGACCUCCUCCACCAAACUACUUUUUGACUAUCUCAAGACUGAGGAGUACAAAGAGAUCUACACUCGUUUCUAUGAGUCUGGUCACAUGAGCAAGGCAAAGCGAGACAGGUCGGCUAAGAAGAGCAGAAAAGUUGUUCAUCACAAACUGCCAGUGGACUCAAAGUAGUAUCUAUAUAGCUCAUACAUGAUACAACGAACUAUUCAUCAUCAUUCUCUGUUCUAGCGUCGUAUGGAUUUCUUUUAGAUUAGUGAACUGAGAAGUAUUUUGACUCCAUUAUAAAUUUUAUGUUAUUCA
Molecule: messenger RNA, 1052 nt
Organism: Halichondria panicea
Lineage: Eukaryota; Metazoa; Porifera; Demospongiae; Suberitida; Halichondriidae
Product: ras suppressor protein 1-like
Exons: 7
Coding region: 66-923 (285 amino acids)
Molecular function (GO): protein binding
Source: RefSeq, a predicted model, not a curated record